GCCAGACUUUCGACUGGCCACACUGUUUUUUAAUUGUUUUCAGUUUCAGCACGUGCACCGACAAAAUAUAAAAAAUCAUAGACAAUGGACGGUGAGAACCCAGAAUGUAGCAUGGAGAUUGUGGAGCCCGAAGACGCAGAGAGCGACAUGUCCGACAGUGACAGCGAUGGAGACUCCGAAUCCAAGCAGCCCAAGGAAGUGUACCUGCCCGGCAAAAGUUUGGCCGACGAUGAGGAGCUGGUCUGCGAUGAGAGUGCAUACAUUAUGCUGCACCAGGCAUCUACGGGUGCACCCUGCCUAAGUUUCGACAUUAUUCCUGACGAACUGGGUCAGUCCCGGCAGUCGUUCCCAAUGACUGCCUACAUUGUGGCUGGUACGCAAGCAGCCCGCACCCAUGUCAACAACCUGAUCGUGAUGAAGAUGGGAAACAUGCACAAGACGCAGGAUAACGGUGAUGAGGACGACGACGAGGAACUGGAGGAUGAUCAGGAUGACGUUGCGGACCGCGAGGAGCUGAAGAAGCCACAGAUGACUUGCGCUCUUAUCAAGCACCAGGGCUGUGUCAACCGAGUGCGCGCCCGUCGUCUGGGCAACACGGUAUUCGCCGCGUCUUGGAGUGAACUUGGUCGAGUUAACAUUUGGAACCUGACCCAGCCUCUGCAGGCCGUGGAAGAUGCUCAGCUGCUGAAGAAGUAUGAGCAAUCCGAGACCCAUCCAGUCUACUCCUUUAGCGGACAUCAGCAGGAAGGCUUUGCCGUAGACUGGAGUCCUUGUGCAGAGGGCGUUCUGGCCACUGGCGACUGUCGACGGGACAUACAUGUGUGGAGUCCCCUGGAGGACGGCACAUGGAAGGUGGAUCAGCGGCCAUUGGCGGGGCAUACACAGUCCGUCGAGGACCUGCAGUGGAGUCCUAAUGAGCGCAGUGUUCUCGCUUCGUGUUCGGUGGACAAGACCAUCCGCAUCUGGGACUGUCGUGCUGCACCACAAAAGGCCUGCAUGCUUACUUGUACCGACGCCCACGAGAGCGACAUUAACGUGAUCUCCUGGAACCGUUCUGAACCGUUCAUCGCCAGCGGCGGCGACGAUGGAUUUCUCCAUGUCUGGGACUUGCGCCAGUUUCAUAGUCAGAAGCCCAUUGCCACCUUUAAGCACCAUACUGAUCAUAUUACCACCGUGGAGUGGUGUCCAAGCGAGGCUACAGUGUUGGCCUCGGGCGGUGAUGAUGAUCAAAUUGCAUUGUGGGAUCUUGCCGUCGAAAAUGAUCCCGACCAGGCGCAAGUACAGGCCCAAAACGAGGACGAACUCAGCCAGUUGCCACCGCAGCUGCUCUUUAUCCACCAGGGCCAAAAGGAAAUCAAGGAACUGCACUGGCAUGCUCAGCUGCCAGGGGUGCUGCUCUCGACAGCCAACAGUGGCUUUAACAUUUUCCGUACUAUCAGUGUUUAAGGCCAUGUUAAAAUAAAAGCUUUAAUUUGUCAAGAUAAAUAUGGAUAUGAAA
Messenger RNA from Drosophila kikkawai, 1498 nucleotides. RefSeq names its product WD repeat-containing protein 1 l(2)09851. Gene Ontology annotation, molecular function: protein binding. Gene Ontology annotation, biological process: ribosome biogenesis. The record is from RefSeq and is a predicted model, not a curated record. NCBI's taxonomy places the organism in Eukaryota, Metazoa, Arthropoda, Insecta, Diptera, Drosophilidae. Gene Ontology annotation, cellular component: nucleolus.